CGAACGUGUUGUCAAUCACAAACUGAUGGAGCGAGGAGGUAUGGACGCAGCGAAGAACUAUCAGCAUCUGUAACCCAACGAUGACGUUUCUGUCCAAAGAGCCUCUUUUUGCUUAAAAAAAGGAAGGAACACUAGCCGCCAAUAUGUAUGGUUUUGUGAAUCACGCCUUGGAGCUGCUCGUUUUGAGGAAUUACGGACCGGAAGUGUGGGAAGACAUCAAGAGAGAAGCGCAACUGGACAUCGAGGGCCAGUUCCUUGUUCGAAUAAUUUACGAUGACGCCAAAACGUACGAUCUUGUCGCUGCUGCCAGCAAAGUUCUCAAGAUUGACGCGGGAGCCAUCCUGCAGAUGUUUGGAAAGAUGUUCUUUGAGUUUUGCCAAGAGUCGGGAUAUGACACCAUUUUGCGUGUGCUGGGAUCAAACGUUCGCGAAUUCCUUCAGAAUUUGGAUGCCCUCCACGACCACUUGGGCACCAUCUAUCCUGGAAUGAGGGCUCCCUCGUUCCGUUGCACGGAUGCUGAGAAGGGCAACAAUCUGAUUCUCCACUACUAUUCGGAGAGAGAAGGCCUGCAGGACAUCGUGAUUGGCAUCAUUAAAACAGUUGCACAGCAAAUCCAUGGCACGGAGAUAGAGAUGAAGAUGAUCCAGCCCAAAAGCGAGGAGUGCGACCACAUCAAGUUCCUGAUUGAGGAAAAAGAAUCUGAGGAAGAAGCCUUCUACGAAGAUCUGGACGGCUUCGAGGAGAACGGCACGCAGGAAACACGAAUCAGCCCAUAUACCUUUUGCAAGGCCUUUCCCUUUCACCUGAUGUUCGACAAAGACUUGAUGCUCACACAGUGCGGCAACGCCAUUUACCGAGUGCUGCCUCAGCUCCAACCUGGUGCCUGCAUCCUCCCUUCAGUUUUCUCCCUGGUCCGCCCGCACAUUGACUUCAGCUACCAUGGCAUUCUUUCGCACAUCAACACGGUUUUCGUCCUGCGAAGCAAGGAGGGUCUACUUAAUGUGGAGACGGUGGAAAACGAGGACGAGCUGACAGGGGUAGAGAUCAGCUGUCUGCGGUUGAAAGGACAGAUGAUAUAUUUGCCCGAAGCUGAAAACAUCCUCUUUCUUUGCUCGCCCAGUGUGAUGAACCUGGACGACCUUACACGAAGGGGUCUGUACCUGAGCGACAUCCCGCUGCACGACGCCACACGAGACUUGGUGCUCUUGGGCGAGCAGUUCCGCGAGGAGUACAAGCUGACCCAGGAGCUGGAGAUCCUCACUGACCGUCUUCAGCACACACUCCGGGCAUUGGAAGAUGAGAAGAAGAAAACAGACAGAUUGCUGUACUCUGUCCUGCCGCCGUCUGUUGCCAACGAGCUGAGACACAAGCGGCCCGUCCCGGCCAAGCGUUACGACAACGUUACCAUUCUUUUCAGCGGCAUCGUGGGCUUCAACGCCUUCUGCAGCAAGCACGCAUCUGCCGAGGGCGCCAUCAAGAUUGUCAACCUGCUCAACGACGUUUACACCCGCUUCGACAUCUUGACCGAUUCGCGAAAUAACCCUUACGUGUACAAGGUGGAGACAGUGGGUGACAAGUACAUGACGGUAAGCGGUCUACCUGAGCCGUGCACGCACCACGCCAAAUCCAUCUGCCACCUCGCGCUGGACAUGUUGGAGAUCGCAGGACAGGUCAAAGUGGAUGACGAGCCCGUGCAGAUUACUAUCGGGAUCCACACGGGAGAGGUAGUGACGGGGGUGAUUGGCCAGAGGAUGCCCCGCUACUGCCUUUUUGGCAACACAGUCAACCUCACAAGUCGCACGGAAACCACUGGGGAAAAAGGCAAAAUUAAUGUUUCAGAGUAUACUUACAGGUGUUUGCAGUCCGCCGAGAACGCAGACCCUCAGUUCCACCUGGCAUACCGAGGCCCGGUCACCAUGAAGGGGAAGAAAGAACCCAUGAAGGUGUGGUUCCUGUCCAGACAGGAAGUCCACUGAAAAGCCCUCCCAAAUCUUCAACUUCAAUCCAUCAAAUGGAUUGAGUAGAAUAAAUAAAAAACAUGGUUUUGAUAAUGAUGCAAACCCUGUUUAAAAAAACUGUGCCAUUGUGCUUCACCAUACUAUAGAUAUGCUGUGUAUUUCAGCAUACACAUUUAGAUUAGUUUUUGUGCGAAUAGCUGCAUUUGUCAAGCACUUUUCACACACAGUUAGAUUUAACUUGUCCAAAAUGUUCAAGUAAAAAAUAAAAAAAAAACUAUAUACAGUAUUAUAAAAAAUAUAUUUUAAAUUCAUUUGAAAUACACCAACGUGGUGAAUGCUUUUAUUCCUUAUUAGGUAAUGGGAAAUAUUUGAAUCUUAAUAUAUUUACUUUAUUCCUCAUUCUAAGUAGACAUUUUAUAGUGGCUCAAUGUCUUUUUAUCUUGUUAAUUUGUGUUAAAUAUAAAGUAUGUGAAGCCCUAAGUGUCUCUUAGCCUUCAUUCCAAUACUCCCACUAUUCACACUGCUUUGGUUUGCUUUAUGCAUACGCUCACUUGCCAAAAGUUUAGAUUCAUGUGCUUUGCAAUUUCUUGAGGGAAAUCUAUCUAGCUAUCUCGCUAUCAUCGUCUCUCUCUAAGCGCUUGGAAUCUUGGUUUAUGUGUAUCACAGACAAGUGCGUACGUAGGUUUGCAUAGGGACGGUAGUGACACAACACUACCAACUUUUUAGGAUGCUUAAAUUGUCCCCACCAACUUUUAAGCAACCUUAUUUGCAUUAUAUAAUGACUUCAGUUAUAUAGAUAAUUUAGAUUGUCUCCCCAUAUGUUGUAUGAAUAGAAUUGACCCUACCAUUAUUAAGUGAAUUAUUUUCAUUAUGUUCAGAAUUACCUUAACCCCUUUUCACUGCUGAGCAGUGUUGGG
Corythoichthys intestinalis (scribbled pipefish) is the source of this 2875-nucleotide messenger RNA. RefSeq names its product guanylate cyclase 1 soluble subunit beta 1 (gene gucy1b1). Gene Ontology annotation, biological process: cGMP biosynthetic process; response to oxygen levels. Gene Ontology annotation, cellular component: guanylate cyclase complex, soluble. NCBI's taxonomy places the organism in Eukaryota, Metazoa, Chordata, Actinopteri, Syngnathiformes, Syngnathidae. The record is from RefSeq and is a predicted model, not a curated record. The coding region runs from base 144 to 1976 and encodes 610 amino acids. The transcript is spliced from 13 exons. Gene Ontology annotation, molecular function: guanylate cyclase activity; heme binding.